Lactuca saligna is the source of this 732-nucleotide messenger RNA. NCBI's taxonomy places the organism in Eukaryota, Viridiplantae, Streptophyta, Magnoliopsida, Asterales, Asteraceae. The record is from the annotation of a GenBank genome assembly.
AUGCGGGGGAAGCAUUGUUUUCGUGGUUUGGAUCCCGAGUCAGGCCAUACGUAUUUGCAGACGCCAGCGCCUGUUGUUGUAGUUGAGGAUAACACAGUUACACUGUUAAAAGGGCGAUUAAAAAUGAAAUCGAAAUUUUGUAGGGAGCCUUACACACAGGUUUCGUCGACGGAACCAUUUAAGAACAGAAAAUGGAAAAAACCGCAGAAGUCUAAUAAUGUAGAAAAAAGACCAUUACUAUUGGACGGUUAUCUGGAUAGUGAUGUUGAAUUUUGGAAAUUGUGGGGAAAGAACAUGGGAGCGGUAUUUUUGGAGCAUAGACUUUUAAGAGGUAUUGAGAUGAAUUGGGAAAUUUGGUCAAGUUUACUUGGUAUUGGCUCUAGAUGGUUGCUCUCUGAGGAAAUAAAGUCGUCGGCUGGUAAGUGGACGAUUAUUAAUCCUGAAGGAACAACUUUGGAAUCUGAGAAACAAUGUUAUUUGAGGCGUGUAGCAGCCGGGAUGGUUGAUGGACCACAUUGGAAGGAUAUUGAUCAGGUUUUAAUUCCCAUCAACAUACCGCACCCGCAUUGGUAUUUGGCUGAUUUUGAUCUCCUUACAUGGAAAGUGAGCAUAUAUGAUUCAGCCGAAUGGUGUGGUUUCUUUAAAAGAUAUGUGGGUGACAGUAGUUUCAAGUUGUUGGGAGAUAGUAUAUUAAGUGAACUUGACCACAUAUUAAGUUUAUACCAAUUAUAG